AUGAGUAGUGACAAGGGAGAAAAAUGGAGGUAUGAAGCAUCCAAUAUGUUACAUCUGACAACUCAAUGUAAAAUACGUCAGUGUUCUCGUUGUCAUGAAUGUGUCUCGUACUAUUGUAAUACGUGCACUGAAGAUAUGUGUAUCAGAUAUAUCAAUCAAGAGUAUCUAACAAUCCGAGAAAAGUCUAGAGGAAUUAUUUCUAGAAUUCGUGGUCAAAAAAUUCCUAACAAUAUUGCUAUAAAGAAAGAAAUUGAGCUGGAAAUAGAAGCAGUGCCAAAGGAAGUGGACGUCUUUGGUCAAGGGUUGUACAAAUCAGGAAGACAAAUGAAAGGCCAUACCAAAAACAUCGCAAGAUCUUAUAAUUGUGAGGAUGUCAAGAGAAGAUUGGUGUCUUUGUUUUGGAAACAAAAGACAAAAUUGAUUUGGCAAAAUAAAUUGUUGCAAAAAACAGAGGACAUUUCUGUUUCAGCAAAAAACCCUGUUGAAUUUUUACGAUUCACAAAACACUUGCAAAAACGCAGAUUUAGAAUUAUGAUUGAAGACAUGCUCAAAUUAUCCUUUAUAUAUGAGGAAAAAACCGUUACCAAAAAUGAUGUAUGUCGGAAGCUAGAUACCAAAGAAACAAACAUCCCAAAGAAAAGACAUCCCCAAACGAAUCUCAUGUUAGAGUCCAUGUCAACUCUAUGGCUAAAGAAAUCUCAAAGCGUCCCCCGUGUAAAUCGCAGUGUUCACAUUUCUUGUAAUCCAGUAGAUGGCCAUUUCUGGGUGAGUGACCACGAACAUAUCUGUAGAUCAGACAAAGAUCACACACUUGAGAUCGGCAGACAUGGAUACGGGGAACACACGGUGACUGGUCAAGGAGAACUAAUCUACAUAGAUCGUAAUUAUGAUAUAAUUAAAGACUGUACCAAGAGAAUUGUUCUGAUCGAUGCAAAGGGAGGAUGGAAGCCUAAGUGUAUCUAUUGUUCCCCUUUGACUGGAGACUUACUGGUUGGCAUGGCGACAAUAAAUCACACAGCGGCUAAGGUAGUGCGAUAUCUAAGUUCUGGGGUGGAAAAACAGUCCAUCCAGUAUGAUGACAGACAACAGGCUUUGUACACCUACCCCGCCUAUGUUACGGAAAAUCGUAACGGUGACAUAAUUGUGUCCGAUAAUUAUGUCGUUAUGGUGACUGACUAUAAAGGAGGCGUUAGGUUCACUUACAGAGGGUCGCCAGAUCAAGGACUCGCCCCACGGGGGGUCUGUACUGAUCCAUUGUUAAAUAUACUUGUGUGUGAUUGUAGAUCCCAUGGUGUUCACAUGCUUGAUAAAGAUGGAAAUCUCCUAACUGUUCUGUUACAAUAUGCAGAGAAUUCGGCCGGUCCAUGGGGUGUGAGUUAUAAUGAAAUUGAUCACGUGAUAUUAGUGAAAGGUGAUACAAACAAUAAAGUGGCGGUAUAUAGAUAUCUAAAUCGAGCAAACUAUUUACUUUGA
Saccostrea echinata is the source of this 1473-nucleotide messenger RNA. RefSeq lists its product as uncharacterized. The record is from RefSeq and is a predicted model, not a curated record. The transcript has 3 exons. Gene Ontology annotation, biological process: proteasome-mediated ubiquitin-dependent protein catabolic process; protein polyubiquitination. Lineage: Eukaryota; Metazoa; Mollusca; Bivalvia; Ostreida; Ostreidae. Gene Ontology annotation, molecular function: ubiquitin protein ligase activity. The coding region runs from base 1 to 1473 and encodes 490 amino acids.